Molecule: messenger RNA, 5901 nt
Organism: Besnoitia besnoiti
Lineage: Eukaryota; Apicomplexa; Conoidasida; Eucoccidiorida; Sarcocystidae
Exons: 12
Coding region: 1-5901 (1966 amino acids)
Biological process (GO): regulation of DNA-templated transcription
Cellular component (GO): nucleolus
Molecular function (GO): DNA binding; transcription factor binding
Source: RefSeq, a predicted model, not a curated record
AUGGACGUUGCGCGGGGUUUUCUCGACUUUUUCUGGGCUCUCGGCAGCAGCCAGCCGGAGAUCCGAGCCGAGGCCGCUUCAGGCCUCGUCGAUUUUCUUAUCCAGCAGCAAGCCUCUGCCAAGCCCGCCUCCGUUGCCUCCACCAACCAGGAGAGCAACAAAGACUCCACAGAUAGGGAAAAGGCCAAGGGGAGGCACGGAGACCAUGGGCAGUCGUUCAAGAACCUCAUUUCGCUCAGCGGCACUUCUGCGUGCGAAGAUCUUCAGUAUGCUGCCAACAGACUGCUCGCAGGCCUCACGUCUCCGCGGGCCUGCGUCCGCCAAGGCUACUCGGUUGCCUUGCUGCUGCUUCUUCUUCUUUUCAAGAAGGAGAUUCCCCGCGAGAAAGUCCUGACGGCACUGGAGCAGCAUACCUCGACGGCGAAAGUGCUGCCGUCUGAAGUGAAAGACCUGCUGCUCGGUCGGCUCUUCGGCUACGCGGUCCUGCAGAAAACAGGAUACUUCAGAAGCAACGCAUGCCUCACCCAGUGCCAGACGGUCUUCUCUUCGCUCUGGAAAAUAAUCGACGAAAAAGUCUACUUGCAGGAGGCUGCGUGCCGGCUGAUGCGCCUCAUCAUCGUUGACUUAUCGACGUUCAGUCCCUCGAUUGCGCUUCAGUUCGUGCACUCUCGCUUGGAAGCUCUGGCUGCGGUGCGCGUCGGCGCAGCCGCGUCGGCCGACGGCGACGCGGCGAGCGACGGAGAAGAGAAGAAGCAACUCGGCAAAACAGUUACGGGGCGCUUGCCUUGCAGCUUGGCUGCGCUUCUGCUCGACCUGCGGUGGGCUGCAAGCCACUGGGGAUGGACUGCGAAGCGCGAGAGCUUCACGCACCUCGACAUCCUCUUCAAUCUCGAUCUCCUUCACGAGAAGGAACGCCCGCGCCUCAUGGCUUUCUUGGUCGACACGGCUGCGUUCCACCCCCGCCUUCACAGCUUGUGGGAUGCGUGCUUGAAGCUUCUGCUGCAUUGCAGAAUGGAUGAACCGAAGGCCGCUUUCCUGAAGUGGUGGCGCAGCGUGCAGAGGGCGUUGUUUCCUGAGUUCCCAUCUUCCGCCUCGCGGCCGGCGGAUGCUGCGAGCGGGCGAGACGCGAAGAAGACCGAAGAGAAUACCACAGAGUCCCAGAGUUUGCAGAAGGAGUUCCUGGGUUUCCGCCUCGUCAUCGAAGUUUUCCUCCGGCUGAAGCAGUGCGCCUUGGUGGGAGGCGAGGACCUCUGCAUGGAGGAAACGGAGAAGAAGCGCAAGGGCGAACGUGAGGAGAGCAAGAAACAGAUGAGCCAAAAAGAAGCGCUUCAAGUUGUCGCGGAAUUCUGGCCUCACUCCGACGGCUUUCUCCGCGCCCUCGUGCGCCACCUCGAAGCCUCCCGUGGCGACCCCUUACGCCCCAUGGCGGAGAUGGUGCUGGACUCGCUCGCGGUGAUCUUCACGGGCAAGAGUCUCUCCGCGCCCCUGUCUCUCGGCGCCGCGGCCGAGGCGUCGUCUGCUUCGCGCACCGGCGCGGGUCGUCUUGUUUCACCGUUCGCCUCCUUCUCGUCUUGCGGCAAGGCAGCAGAAGCCAGGAAGGCCAAAAACCUCCACCUCGAGUGCGGCUGCCUUCGCGACCCGACUGACGAGGGCCUCUUCGCCUCGCUUCUGGCGGACGACAGCGGAGCUUUCCACGCCCGGCGCGCCACCUGGGUGCAGCAGCAGGUGUCCGCGAGCGUCGGCGACGAGGCGAAGGAGAAAGCGAAGCGGAAGUCGAGGUCCGACGACUCCACGGGUCACCCUGCGUCUCCUGCUCUCGGCGGAGAUCUCGAUGUGCUGCGGCACCCGUUCCCCCUCUCCCUCGCGUCGCGGUUCGAGGUCCUGCGCGCCUGGGGCGAGGCUGUGCGUUUCCGGCCUCUCAAGAAGGGCCUCAUGAAGAAACUUUGCCGGCUCGCACUCGGUGGUGGCCUCACGGUGGGCGAUCUUCGCGGGGACGUUUUCGCCUCGCGGCUUUUCGAGGUCUGCAGGGGGCCCUCUGCCUCCGCCGGAGACGCGAACAAGGCCACGGGUACUGAGACAGCCGGCGCGUCGUGGCGGCGUUUGCUGUGGCUGGUGGACUUCCUUCUUCUUCUGCCCCAGCAGUUUUCGUCUGGCGCUUCCGAGCUGUCUGCGGCGCUGUCUUUCUUCUUCUCGGUCCUCCUCUCGCUCCUUCUUUCGUCUUCAUUCCAGUUAUCAGCUUCGACGCCGCUUCCGCCAGUUCUGUUUGCGUCUCCGGCGGCGAUCUUCUCCGCAGCUAAGGCGCUGAGUCCCUCCUCGGCGCCCGAGGCCCUCGACGAGGCCUCGCUGUCGUCUUUCGCCUUCCUGCUCGUCGCGCCGCCGCGCUCGACGCUGCCGGUCUUGCUGCCGAAGCUCAUGUCGGUUCACUCGUUCCUACUUUCGCGGCAUAUGGACUCUUUGGUCAAGUCGCAGAGCGAUGCUGCCACGGUGUCUGCAGGGGCCCAGGGAGGGCACCGCUUCGUCGAGGCUCUUCACUCGACACACGCCGUCUGCUACGCAGCGGCCGCUGCGGCGCGCGACGAAGCCUCGGCGGCGGUCAGUUUCGCGGCCACGGCAAGCGAGAAGGCGGCGCGAAAGGGCGCCUGGAAGAAAGAGGGAGGCGUGGACGCGAGUGGAUUCACGGUUGACCUCGCGCUCGCCCCAGCGAUGGCGAAGGGCGUCACCCAGGGCGAGGUCGCGGCCCUGGAGGCUCAGGUGGGUGCUUCGGGCGUCGACAGCGACGAAUACGCCGCGGCCGCAGAGGAGGCGCGCCAUAUCUCGAGACGCAAGCGCGGAAGGGACGAGAGUGGCAACGCGUCGGAUGCAUUGCUUCUCAGCUCCUGCUUCGAAGCCUCGAGGCAUGCGCGGGCUCUCGAGAGCGCGGCCGCAUCUCUCGACCAAGAAGAGGAGCUGCAGCAGCACGAGAAACCCGCAAAUGAGAUCAUUCUGCGAAAGGGCCUGGCGACAGCUUGCCGAGCGGUGGCCGCAGGCGUCGCCUCGCUGGCGCUGUAUCCGUACUUCGCGUUUGGAAGCAGACGGUCGCGCAGGUCGGAGGGACGCAGAAAGCGAGAUGACGACGAGCAAGGCGAUAACGGGAGGAAGCGCCCGCGCUGCGAAGGCAACACUGCGAGCGAGGAAGACGGCGAGAUGGACUCGCCGCCUGCUUCAGACAGCGAGUCGGACGCAGAGGCCGAGGCGAGCCCGCUGGAGGGCUCGCUCUUCGGCUCGCAGGCCGCGGCAUACGAGGAUGCACAAGGCGAAGCCGCGCGGGAGGAGGAAGAGCGCGAAGAGCUCUCCGACUUUUUCACGCUCAUGAGCGAGUUGUCGUCUCAGGCGGAGGCGCUUGUCUCUCUGUUGCGGUCCGCGACUCCGGCGAGGAAGACCAAGAAGCGAGAAGAUGGAGCCGCAGCCGCAGGUUCCGCGGGCGCGGCUGCGACAGAGACGACCCUCUUCGCGCAGCUGGCGGCGAUCCUGGCAGGCACGGCCAAGAGCGCCAGCCAUCUGAUGUUCCACGACGGCGACAGCCCCAGCGUCGGUUACCUCCGCGCCUCAGGACGCGCCCUGUGGAAGGCGAUUUGCCCCUUCGCCGCCUUCACAGAAAUCGAGUCGCUGCUGGACGUCGUUCUGGAUCGCCAAGAGGAGGCAGCCGAGGAGAAGGGUUGCUGCGCUGAGGAAGCCGAGAAGCCAGAGGCCGCCGACGAAGAUGAAGCUGAAGGUGAAGCUGAAGGGGAGGAGUCCGCAGAGGACGCAGAGGAAGAGGAUGAAGAAGACGCGGAGGAAGCGGAGAAGGACGAAGAAAGCGAAGAGGAAAGUGAAGAGGACAGCGGCGAUGAAGAAGCGAAGGCGGACGACAACAGGGAGGAAAAGACUGAAGAAGAGGACGACGAUGACAAAUUCUCCAUUGAGCUUGACGCCGAUGCCACGUACCGAGCGCUGCUCGAUGAGAAUGGAGACGCGCUUCCAGGGGCUUACGUGCCUCCGCAUACAGAGUUUCGCCGCCAGGCGCUUUUGGAGCGGAAGCGCAGAGAAAACGAGCGGCUACGGCAGCUGCAGCUGCGGCUGCGCGCGCUGGAGGUGCUGCAAGUCUACUUGGAGGUGAAUCCGCGGUCGUCGCACUCCUUGUCCCUCCUCGCCGCGCUUUUCGGCGGGUUCGAUCGCAUUGCCUUGCGGAGUGCCUUGAGUCGGCAGAAGAAGAACGCCAAGACGAGUGCAACUGGCGGUCUCCACCAGCACCUCGCUGAGAAAAUCCAGAAAGUCAUUCUGGACGCCUGUGUGGCGAGUCGCCACAGAAGGCGCCCCACCCCGGCUGCGGCGAAGAGCUGCGAUGGCGCUCAGGCAGGCAGCGCGUCGGACCGCGCCUGCGUCCUCCUCGAGCAGGGGGACCGAAACGCCACUGCCGUCGCCGCCGCGCUGCUCAGCUGGCGAGAGGCCGCGUGGGAAGGGGGCGACAGCCACUCUGGUCAAGGCGCGAAGGCAGCGGCCGCCUCGCUGGGCUCGAUGCCGCCUGUCGUCCUCCUGAGAGGAUGGAACAAGCCUGGGCAGUCCCGCGAGAGCCUCGCAAACUGCGUCACCUGCGAAAUCGUCGAGGACGACGGCAGGGCGCGAGACUUGCGCGCAUCCAACACAAAGCUGAGCGCCACUGAGAAAUCUCUGCGCAAGGCGUGGGAAGCCGUGGAGACCUGUAUCGGGCUCCGCGCGCUGGAGGUCCUUGAAACCUGCAUCGCGUGCCGCCACCUGCCGCAGGCCCAGGCAGCGGCGAGCUGUCAGUACGUCGGCCUGAACCUCUUGGUGUUUCUGUUCAAGGUUGAGCAGCAGGCGGGGGAGUUCUUCUCGCAGGCGAUCGCGGGCAAGUCUCACGGAGGCGCGGGCGGGGCCACCUGGGGAGGCAGCGUCGCCUCGCAGACCCUCAACUUGGCGCUGAACGACUGGCUCACGAAGCGCAGCAGUCGCCAGCAGCAGCUGGACUCUGCGUUCUUCCGAUUCUUUGCGGAGAGACGCCCAGAGUGGAUGCGGUUCAUCGACCUCCUGGGUGCCGCGCAGCAGCGCGCGAGAGGCGCGUUCGUCAGACGCGAGUGCAUAGCGAUUGGCACGGCCGUCGCUCGCCAUCCAUUUUUCCUCUCAGGGCGGUCGGCGGACGAGGCAGGCAAGACGCGUGACAGAAAACAGUGCAGAGCCGAAGAGAGCGAUGACGAAUACCCUCGCGAUGUUGGAGCGAAGGCCCGCGAGUCGCAAAGCGCCGGUGUGCACCUGCGCCCCUGCGUCACAUUGGACUGGGACGCGUGGGUGCUUCGCGGCAAGAAACUGCGAGAGCGGAGGCGGGGGCGGCCGAAUAAAGAAGCCGAAGGUGAAACGGAGGACACUGCAGCGCAGCUUUCUCCGCCCCUUCCGGUCCGCCAGGAGGUGAAUGAAACGACCUUUGUGGCGCUGCUGGAGCAACUAUCCGCCUCGGCGGAAGUCGCGGCUGCGGAGGCCUCCCGAGGCACCUUCUCCUCGGCCGGACAAAUGAAGGCUAGCCACCGAGAAAUGCUCACGUCCCUCAAGACUAUUCUCCAAGCGUCCGUCACGCAGCUGAAGAGCAAGGGGCUCUUGGGUGGCUCCUUGCCAGUGAAGCAGGAGGAUCAAGCAGCGCAGAGCGUGAGAAGCGCGCUGGAGGAAGAAUGGACGAGGGUGGGAGAGCGACUGCUGGAAGCAGCCUCCAAACUCCAGGGCCAGGCGGGGAGGCAUCAAGGUCUUUACGAGAGCAUCGUACGGCUGGUGAAGAUUCUCCAAGGCAAAAAGGAGGAGGCGCCUGGAUCGAAGGCGCGAUCAGUAGAAGCAAAGAGGGAAAAGCGAAACGAGAAGCGCAAGAGGCGAGACAAGCGAUAA